CUCUCUCUCUCUCUCUCUCUCUCUCUCUCUCUCGCGCGUCAAGAACAUGGAGAAUGAGCAGAGUACUCUUCUAAGCUGGGUUUACCAAUGCCAGGGAAAGACGACGGAGGAGCUAAGGCAUUCCCUUCUGUAUACCUCACUCGAGCUCGAGCAGACAAGAAUGGCGGCUCACGAAGAACUCAGGAUGAGAGACGACCAGAUAAUGGAGCUCAAGCGUCUCCUCAACAAAGCCAUCACAGAAAGAGACGAAGCCCUCCAGAGACUCACUCUCGAGAAGAAGCUCCUCCUCCUUCCCCAGCAACAGCAAGGGGUUUCGAGCGUCCACGAGGAAGAACAAGACCGAACCAGACGAGGAAACGACUUGAACGUUAACGGGUUUUCCUCUUCAGACGGGGAGGAGAGCAUCGUCUCGUCGUUCGACCCGCCAAAGCAGAUUCAGCCACCAUUGCUGCCGCCACCAUCGCCAGAGAUGGCGAAAAUUGAGCUGGCCUUUGCUGCAGAGAAGCCAUUACCUGAAAAGGGGAAGCUUUUACAAGCGGUGAUGAAGGCAGGGCCAUUGCUUCAGACUCUUCUGCUGGUGGGACCGCUCCCGCAGUGGCAGCAUCCUCCACCUCAGCUCGAGUCCAUUGAAAUCCCACCUGUAAUCAUUCCUCCAUCACCACAGUCAGAGCUUCUGCAACAUCAUGAUUCACUGAUCAUCAACAGCUGCGGGAAUCUCAACAGGAAAAGGGUCCUCUGCAACGACUCUAAUUACCAGAGAGAGACCAAGUAUCAAAGACUUGUCUUCCCCUGACUCUUUUAACACCAAUCCUACCAACCAACCAAGCUGUCGCAUUGCCACAAGUAUCUGAUUCUUUGGAACAACAAGUGAACCUGAGAUUGAUCCUAGAAGUUUGUACAUAAACAACAUUUCACUGUUCUUCCCCUGCUCUCAUACUUUGGCUCCCUUAUGUGAAAACAGGGCAUGUCCUGCUCUUUCAAGUGUCAUUAGAUUGCCAAUGCUGUUUCUUUCUUCUCCCUUCUCAGUAUCUCUGUGCGUGUGAGUGAGAGAGAGAGAGAGAGAGAGAUCUGUUCAUGAAAUGAUGUAAAGUAGAUAAAACCACAGUGGCUGAGAUUGGAAUGGACACCAACCAAGAAGGAAGGAGGGGAAAAAACGCUUUGUAUGAGACAGAGUAGAGGAGAAGUGGGAUCCACAAAUCUAGACCAGGAUCUUCUCCAUAUAACUAACUUUGUCAGCAACUGUAACAGUGAGUUUCUGCCGGAGACAUAAAGUCUUUAGUUUCAUACUA
Molecule: messenger RNA, 1289 nt
Organism: Tarenaya hassleriana
Lineage: Eukaryota; Viridiplantae; Streptophyta; Magnoliopsida; Brassicales; Cleomaceae
Exons: 2
Coding region: 47-793 (248 amino acids)
Source: RefSeq, a predicted model, not a curated record